Molecule: messenger RNA, 3267 nt
Organism: Scomber scombrus (Atlantic mackerel)
Lineage: Eukaryota; Metazoa; Chordata; Actinopteri; Scombriformes; Scombridae
Gene: slc12a1
Product: solute carrier family 12 member 1
Exons: 26
Coding region: 133-3267 (1044 amino acids)
Biological process (GO): chloride ion homeostasis; sodium ion homeostasis; sodium ion transmembrane transport
Cellular component (GO): membrane
Molecular function (GO): sodium:potassium:chloride symporter activity
Source: RefSeq, a predicted model, not a curated record
CUUAGUAGUCUACAUAUCAAUAAACAAGGACAACCACACCAGUUGAUGCAGUGCGCUGCUCUUUUAAAACAUUGUUGGAUGACUGAAGACUACACUGUUGUUUAAAUCUGAGAAUCUCAUUCAGCUUUCCUGAUGGAGAGGCUCAAGUCUAGCCAGGGGGAGUAUGAAAACCCUGCUUUUGAUGCGAUACUGGGUGAUCCUCCUGUCUAUGAGGAGACCAACUUAUCUAAUGGGGAAAACCGGACUGUGCGGCCCUCGGUGGUUAGUGCUUUUGGUCAUGACACUUUGGACAGAGUGCCCAACAUUAACUUCUAUCGUAAUGCAGGCAGUGUGAGUGGUCACCGGGCUGUGCGACCUUCCCUCCAGGAGCUCCACGAUGUCUUUCAGAAGGUGAGUAAUGGAGCAAUCUCUGUGCCAGACACUGUUCAGGACAGUGGUGAGGGGAGUGACGGGACCCCCUCUGACGAUGUGGAAUCUGCCGAUCCCAUUGUCAGCGACAAAGGAGCAGUAAAGUUUGGCUGGAUAAGGGGUGUCUUGGUGAGAUGCAUGCUGAACAUCUGGGGUGUGAUGCUUUUCAUCCGUCUGUCCUGGGUGUUUGGACAGGCAGGCUGGGGUCUGGGAAUUGUGGUUAUCGCUCUGAGCUGUGUGGUGACCACCAUUACUGGCCUUUCCAUGUCAGCCAUUUGCACUAACGGUGUGGUCAGAGGAGGAGGAGCCUACUACUUGAUAUCUCGCAGUUUGGGACCAGAGUUUGGCGGGUCAAUUGGUCUGAUUUUCGCCUUUGCCAACGCAGUGGCUGUAGCUAUGUAUGUGGUGGGAUUUGCUGAGACGGUGGUCGAUUUGCUCGUGGAACAUGAUCUCCUUAUGGUGGACCCAUUGAAUGACAUCAGAAUUGUCGGAGUCAUUACAGUGGUUUUUCUGCUGGGCAUAUCAGUUGCUGGAAUGGAAUGGGAGGCCAAGGCACAGAUUGUUCUUCUCGUUAUCUUGCUGGUAGCCAUAGUGAACGUAUUUGUGGGAACAUUCAUUCCUGCAACUAAUGAUAAGAAAUCCGAAGGCUUCUUUAAUUAUCAAUCGAAUAUCUUCUUAGAGAAUUUCCCUCCAAAUUUUCGAGAUGGUGAGAGUUUUUUCACAGUGUUUUCCAUCUUUUUCCCUGCUGCAACUGGGAUCCUGGCUGGAGCCAACAUCUCUGGAGACUUGCAGGAUCCUCAAGCAGCCAUACCUAAAGGUACCCUGUUGGCAAUCUUAAUCACAGGCAUCACCUACCUGGCUGUUGCCCUUUCUGUCUCUGCCUGCGUUGUCCGAGAUGCCACAGGAAAUGUAACUGACAUCAUUGCUGCCGGUAUGCAAUGCGGCAAUAGUUCCGCAGUUUCUGCUUGUGAGCUCGGCUAUGAUUUCUCCUCCUGCGCAGAAAAAAGCUGCAAAUUUGGCUCAAUGAACAACUUCCAGGUGAUGACCAUGGUAUCUGGAUUUGGUCCCCUCAUCAUUGCUGGAACGUUCUCAGCCACCCUUUCAUCCGCCCUGGCUUCCCUUGUCAGUGCUCCCAAAGUCUUCCAGGCACUGUGUAAAGACAACAUCUACAAGGCCCUGCACUUCUUUGCUAAGGGAUAUGGCAAGAACAAUGAGCCAAUCCCUGGAUACGUCCUCACUUUCAUUAUUUCUGUGGGCUUCAUUCUCAUUGGUAACCUCAACAUCAUUGCUCCUAUCAUCUCAAACUUCUUCUUGGCAUCUUAUGCUCUCAUCAAUUUCUCCUGUUUCCAUGCAUCCUACGCCAAGUCUCCAGGUUGGAGACCAGCAUAUAAAUUCUACAACAUGUGGCUAUCUCUGGUGGGAGCAGUGCUCUGCUGUGCUGUUAUGUUUGUUAUCAACUGGUGGGCUGCUCUCCUCACAUACGGCAUUGAAAUCCUCCUCUACAUUUAUGUGACAGUCAAGAAGCCAGAUGUAAACUGGGGUUCAUCCACACAGGCUGUGACAUUUGUGAGUGCAGUCGGCAAUGCUCUGUCACUAACUGGAAUAGAUGAUCAUGUCAAGAACUUCAGGCCUCAGAUUUUAGCAUUGACAGGUUCAGCACGGUCCAGGCCGGCUCUCCUAGACCUGGCUCACUCCAUUUCAAAGAACUAUGGACUUUGUAUCACCUGUGAUGUGUUUGUGGGCCCGAGAUCAGAGGCCCUUGAAGAAAUGAAUGCUGGCAUGGAGAAGAACCAGCAGUGGCUGAGGAAAACCAAACGCAAGGCAUUUUACGCUGCUGUGGCCUGCAACAAAUUCAGGGAAGGGACUGAAAGCCUGCUGCAGGCUUCUGGGCUUGGUCGUAUGAAGCCUAACAUACUGAUGAUGGGCUUCAAGAAAAACUGGAGGGCUUCAAGCACAGAGGAUUUGCUGACUUAUGUGGGAGUGCUGCAUGACGCAUUUGACUUUGAGUAUGGAACAGUGGUGUUGAGGAUGGACCAGGGACUUGAUCUGUCACACCUUGUCGAAGCAGAAGAAGAGAUGCUGAAGGCAGCGAAGGAGCAACAAUCACUUGAGACUGACAUGAAUGGAAAGAAAUCCAGAGGAAUGUUCAGGAAGUCCAGAAAUUCCUCUCAGCAAGUGCUCACCACCAGAGUGUCAGUGUGCGGUCCUCCACCCCCGCAGGUUGCCAAGAUGAAUGAGAGGCUGAAAGAGGCCAGUGCUCAGUUCAAGAAGAAACAGCCUAAAGGCACCAUUGAUGUGUGGUGGCUGUUUGACGAUGGAGGUCUUACCCUUCUGCUCCCCUACAUCCUCACCACCAGGAAGAAGUGGAAGGACUGUAAAUUAAGGAUCUUCAUUGCAGGGGAGCCUGGACGCAGUGAGGUGGAUAAACAGGAGAUGAAGUCCCUCUUGGAGAAAUUCAGAAUUACCUACUCUGAGAUCAUUGUCAUUGAUGACCUCCACGUCAGACCCAGCUCUAACAGCUUGAAGAAGUUGGACGACAUGAUCGAGCCUUUCCGUCUGCAUGAGGGUUCUAAAGACACCCCCCAGGCUGAAGCUAUGCGGAAGGAGCAUACCUGGAAAAUCACUGAUGAAGAGCUGUCAACAUUCGAGGAGAAGACCAACCUCCAGAUACGACUGAAUGAGUUGCUUCAGGAAAAAUCCAAAUCAGCCAAUCUGAUCAUUGUGAGCAUGCCAAUUGCCCGUAAAGGGUCUGUCUCUGAUCACCUCUACAUGGCCUGGCUCGAAGUUCUCACACAGGACCUCCCACCCACCCUGCUCAUUAGAGGAAACCACAAGAGUGUGCUUACUUUCUACUCUUGA